Mercurialis annua (annual mercury) is the source of this 417-nucleotide messenger RNA. RefSeq names its product putative pectinesterase 10. Gene Ontology annotation, biological process: cell wall modification. The transcript is spliced from 3 exons. Gene Ontology annotation, molecular function: pectinesterase activity. Lineage: Eukaryota; Viridiplantae; Streptophyta; Magnoliopsida; Malpighiales; Euphorbiaceae. The coding region runs from base 1 to 417 and encodes 138 amino acids. The record is from RefSeq and is a predicted model, not a curated record.
AUGAAUUUCCAUUCUUUAUUCAUAUUUGCAUUGGUAUUUCUGUUGUUACAAGCUUUUUUAAAUUCUUGUAAAGCAGUGGACUGCCAAUCCAAUCAAUCAAAAUCUGCACGUACCAUAGUUGUUGAUCAGUCCGGCCAUGGGCAUUUCACUUCAGUUCAAAGUGCUAUUGAUUCUAUUCCUGAAAUGAACUCUCAGUGGAUACAUAUUCAAAUUUCUUCAGGAAAAUAUAGUGAAAAGGUUACGAUUCCUGUGAAGAAACCGUGCAUUUUUCUUGAAGGAGCUGGGAGCAAGUCGACCAGUAUUGAAUGGGGUGAUCAUCAACUCACAAGCUCCAGUGCUACUUUUACUUCCUAUCCUGAUAACAUCGUAGCUAAAGGCAUUACGUUCAAGGUAAAAUCUUCUAAACUCGGUAUAUGA